This is a messenger RNA of Dromiciops gliroides (monito del monte), 930 nucleotides long. RefSeq names its product olfactory receptor 4C6-like. Gene Ontology annotation, biological process: G protein-coupled receptor signaling pathway. Gene Ontology annotation, molecular function: olfactory receptor activity; G protein-coupled receptor activity. Lineage: Eukaryota; Metazoa; Chordata; Mammalia; Microbiotheria; Microbiotheriidae. Gene Ontology annotation, cellular component: membrane. The transcript has a single exon. Bases 1 to 930 code for a protein of 309 amino acids. The record is from RefSeq and is a predicted model, not a curated record.
AUGGAGAAUAAAAACAAUGUAACUGAAUUCAUUCUGCUGGGCCUCACACAAAGUCCAGAGCUUCGGAAAAUAUUUUUUGUUAUUUUUUUAAUUGUAUACAUUAUCACAAUUAUAGGAAAUAUACUAGUUGUCAUCACCAUGACUGUCAGCCAAAGUUUGAAAUCACCCAUGUACUUUUUUCUAACCUUCCUAUCCAUCAUGGAAGCUACCUACUCUUCAGUCAUUGUUCUUAAGAUGGUAAUAGAUUUGCUCUAUCGUUACUCGACCAUCUCCUUGGAAGGUUGUAUGACUCAGAUCUUUGGAGAGCAUUUUUUUGGUGGUGUAGGAAUCAUCCUCCUUGUGGUCAUGGCUUAUGAUCGCUAUGUGGCCAUCUGUAAACCCCUCCACUACAUGACCAUCAUGAAUCCUCGGGUGUGCCAACUUCUGGUGACAGCAGCCUGGAUAGGGGGCUCUUUACAUGCCACCAUACAACUUCUCUUCAUUUUCAAUCUUCCCUUCUGUGGCCCAAAUGUUAUUGACCACUUCAUUUGUGACUUGUUCCCAUUGCUGAAACUGGUCUGCAUGGACACCCAAGUCCUUGGCCUUUUAGUCAUUGCUAACAGUGGAGUAAUGUGUCUGUCAAUCUUUCUCAUACUAAUUGUCUCCUAUGCUAUUAUCCUCUCUUCUCUGAAAGGCGGUAGUUCAGAAGGAAGGAGAAAGGCCCUUUCUACCUGUACUUCUCACUUCACAGUGGUGGUCUUGUUUUUUGUUCCCUGUAUAUUCUUAUAUGUGAGACCAGUAACCUCAUUUCCUAUAGAUAAAGCUGUUUCUGCAUGUUCUAUUUUGUUUACUCCCAUGUUAAACCCUGUGAUCUACACACUUAGGAAUUCAGAGGUUAAAAAUGCCAUGAGGAAACUCUGGCUUACAAAAGUGACUUUGCUUUUUCAAUAA